Sparassis crispa is the source of this 2754-nucleotide messenger RNA. RefSeq names its product NAD-specific glutamate dehydrogenase. The transcript is spliced from 17 exons. The record is from RefSeq and is a predicted model, not a curated record. Lineage: Eukaryota; Fungi; Basidiomycota; Agaricomycetes; Polyporales; Sparassidaceae. Gene Ontology annotation, cellular component: mitochondrion. Gene Ontology annotation, molecular function: L-glutamate dehydrogenase (NAD+) activity. The coding region runs from base 1 to 2754 and encodes 917 amino acids.
AUGACUGUGCUCGAGCCCAAGUCUGAGCCUGAACUGACGGCCGCACCCACGCCGCUGGUCAUUGAGGACAGCUAUAUUGCAAAGCAUAGGGAGUUGUACCACACUGGCUCCCUGGACCCCAACCUGAUCGACGAGAACGAUAAUGGCGUGACAUCCAUCUACACUAGCUCACCCAGUAAGACUGUGACCGAGAGCCCUGGCACAUCGUGUGAGAAUAGGAUCGACGCAUUGUAUCUCGACAACUCCACCCCGAGUAAGGCAUACAGGCUCGAGACGUAUCGCUUGCAGGGCCUUGUAUCUGCUACCGCAUCGCAACAGCUGUGCUGCUACUUCAUUACCAAGUGCAACUUCCCCACCAGUCCACCUUCUUUGAUGUAUACAGAUGGUAAAAUGGACAUCUGCACCAUCUCUGACCCAGUGUUCCUCGAGAAGGCCAGCGAGAACACGCUGGAAAUCUACCAGAAUGUGAUGUGGAAUGUGGAGAUGCGUUACGGGCCUGUCAUCGAGGUCAUCGAGGUGGAGGGCAGCUGUGAGCGCAGGCUCGUCAUCGGGUAUAAGAUGGGCAGCACGAGCAAGUUCUUCAGUGCCCUCUCAAAUCUGUACCACUUCUAUGCCCUCUAUUCCACGCGCAAAUAUGUCGAGCAAUUCUCGAAUGGCAUCACGAUUAUAUCCUUGUAUCUUAACCCUCUCCCGAGCGUGCUGAAUGCUCCCCCAAUCGAGCAUUCCAUAUUCCAAGUGAUGAAGGAGGCCUCGCUGUUAUAUUGCCUGCCCGACAACCCCUUCUUCUCUGCAGAGCCCGCCAGAACAGCGGGCAUGCCGUGCAGGAGGCGACUUAUGCUUGUACAUCACUUUUGUGUCUCACUCUUAGGUGACAUCAUUAUAUCUGAGUCGCAUCGCGUCUGGGACACAGACUGCGGUUGGGUGUUCGCGCAGCACUUCUGCAACCAUCUUGGGCCGGCGUACCUCGCAUUGAAGAAUAUUCUCGACGAGUCGAACCCGUCACAUGCGGAAGUGCUGAACAACAUCAAACACCGCUUCAGGGAGGAGACCUUCAUGCGAGAAAGCAUCGCGCAGGUCAUCCAUGCACAUGCUGACCUCAUUAACUUACUGCCUAUGCUGUCAUACCAGCAUCUCCAGACCCAAGUCCCACUGUCCGAUGAGGACCUCUAUGACAAGAUCAGGAAAACUGUGCACAACAAGCAUGAGCUGCAGGUCCUUGAGAGCUUCUUGAUCUUUAACAAGCACGUCCUUAAGACCAACUUUUACCAGCCGACUAAGGUCGCACUGUCGUUCCACCUCACGCCAGACUUCCUGCCUGAGGUGGAGUACCCGAAGAAACCGUUUGGCAUGUUCUUCAUCAUUGGCGGUGAAUUCCAUGGCUUCCACAUCAGGUUCAGGGACGUCGCGUGGGGAGGUAUCAGGAUUGUCAUGUCGAGGAAUAGUGAGAACUACUCUAUUAACCAGAGAAUGCUGUUCAAUGAGAACUACGACCUAGCAUCGACGCAGUCCCUAAAGAACAAGGACAUCCCAGAAGGCGGUGCUAAGGGCACAAUCCUACCUUUGUACAUUUCAUCUUCCUUUCUUCCAUUUCACACUUGCCGUUCAGGCACUGACAGCCGCUUGUCCUGCUUCGCAGAUUGGGUUCAAGCCCAAGAUUGUGCUUCGAGAAAUACGUGGACCCCUGGGAUCAAGGAACGUCUGAUCAAUCUGUAUGGCAAGCCGGAGCUGCUGUUCUUCGGUCCGGAUGGUGCAUGCCCGUCGCCUCCUUCGGACCAUUUCAUACUCACUAUGGCGAUGAUAGAGGGUACUGCGGACAUGAUGGAUUGGGCAGCUCUGCACACACGCGCCCGCGGUGCGGAGACCUGGUGGAAGUCAUUCACGAUGGGCAAGAGCACAGAGACGCUCGGCGGCAUCCCACAUGACCAGUUCGGUAUGAUGUCACUCUCAAUUCAGCAGUAUGUGCUCGAGAUCUACAAGCAGCUUGGGCUUAGGGAGAAGGAUAUCACGAAAGUGCAGACUGGCGGACCUGAUGGUGAUCUUGGCUCAAAUGAGAUCCUUCUCAGCUCCGACAAGACCAUCGCUCUGCACGUCCCUGUCACCCACUUCGACAAGUCCAAGCUCAGCAAGGACAGAUAUUUGGUGCACGUGGAGGACCAGGACCUCAAACUGCCAUCUGGGGAAGUCAUUCUGGACGGUACUGAUUUCAGGAAUGGCGCGCAUUUGCGGUUCAAGGCCGGCUUGUUUGUGCCUUGCAGUGGACGACCCGAGGCUGUCAAUAUAUUGAAUGUUGCCGCUCUGGUGGACUCGGAGGGCAAGCCGCACUUCAAGUACAUCAUCAAGGGUGCGAAUCUGUUCCUGACACAGCAAGCGCGUCUUUAUCUUGAGAAGCAGAAAGUUGUACUGUUCAAGGACUCUAGUACCAACAAAGUAGGAUCAAGCACAUUAUAUGCACACCAUCAAAGCCCUCAUGUUGCCCCUUCAGGUGGUGUCACGAGCUCAUCGCUGGAGGUACUCGCUGGGCUCAUGCUCUCAACACAAGAAUACGUCGACCUAAUGAUCUUCAAGAACAGGAAGCCAUUUCAAGCGAGGGUCACUGAGAAUGCUGUGGCAGAGUUCCAGUGCCUCUGGCGGGAGCACGUGCAUGCACAGGGUGUGAAGGCAUGCACGUUCAUCUCAGACGAGCUGUCAAUCAUGCUCAAUGACCUGCAGACCGAGUUGGAGGGUUCGGACCUGUACGAAGAUCCUGCGUGCUGA